Molecule: messenger RNA, 204 nt
Organism: Chaetomium globosum CBS 148.51
Lineage: Eukaryota; Fungi; Ascomycota; Sordariomycetes; Sordariales; Chaetomiaceae
Exons: 2
Coding region: 1-204 (67 amino acids)
Source: RefSeq, a predicted model, not a curated record
AUGUACGAUUUCGCUAAACCAAGCGGCGAGAUGUACGAUUUCGCUAAACCAAGCGGCUCAACCCACGCGAUGUGCCUCAGAGCCCAAUCAUCCAGCGCCUGCAUGGACCCCAACGCGCAAGAGAUGGACAUGCGCCAAGAACCGGCUCCCAGGAUACCGAAACAGCGCGCUGCUCUUAUAGGGCUGCAGGGUGAGAGCAGAUGA